UCAGCAAAGAUGGCGGCGUCCUGUGUGCGAACCGUGGGCUCGUUUCUGGGAAAAUGUGCGAAAUGCAGUUCGAGUAUAAACACAGUCACCACGCAGGUGAGCCUGCAGGUGCUGCUGAGCAGGCAGGUAUGUGUGAGCUCUGCCCUCCGCAGGAAGAACCUGGCGGCCACAGGACCGGAGAAAUUCACUCUGAAGUACAUCCAGAAACAGGUGGAGGAGUUUGAAAUCGGGAAACGCCACCUGGCCAACAUGAUGGGAGAAGAUCCCGAGAACUUCACCCAGGAGGACAUCGAUAAAAGCAUCGCCUACCUCUUCCCAUCCGGCCUAUUUGAGAAGAAAGCUCGGCCCCUCAUGAAGCAUCCUGAUGAAAUAUUUCCCAAGCAGAGAGCUGUCCAGUGGGGAGCAGACAGGCGGCCCUUUCACUUCCUGUUUUACACCGGCAAACAGUCCUACUACUCCCUCAUGCAUGAACUGUACGGUAAAAUCCUGAGCAUAGAGAAGCACCAAGAUCGUCUGAGGGCCAAAGGACUCUUCUCCCAGGACGCCAAGCUGAUCUCUCUUGGCGCGAGCAGGUGGCUGACAAAGGACGAGCUGGAGCUGUUAUUGGUGGAGACCAUCUCUGCUCAUGAUUACGACCGUUUCAUCAAACUGAUGGAGCGCAUGCUCGCCAUGCCGUGCAGCAACACGGAGGAGCAGUUCGUCCUGCGAUACCGUCGGCAGCUGGAGGCUCAGUCCAUGAAGCAGAUGGUGCCGCCGCUGGAGAAGGAUGAAAACGGCGUGGCCUUCAGCACUGCAGAGGGUCGGAGAAAGACAUCGAACUCAUCGGUCAUCCUUCGAGACUGCGGCUCAGGAUGCGUCACCAUCAACGGCAAGGACUACGUCCACUACUUCCCCGUGUUACAGGACAGAGAGCAGCUGAUGUUCCCGCUUCAGUUCUUGGGCACGCUGGGCCGCUUCAACUUGGAGUGUACGGUGAGCGGCGGGGGCAGGUCGAGCCAGGCGGGGGCGCUCAGACUCGCCAUUUCUCGUGCGCUGCUCAGCUUCCUGUCUGAGGGAGAGAGGGAGGCGAUGAGACAAGCUGGUCUGCUGACCCCUGACCCGAGAGUGAGGGAGAGGAAGAAGCCCGGCCAGGAGGGAGCCCGGCGGAAAUUCACCUGGAAGAAACGCUGAGGGGCAGAUGAGUCCCAGCUGAGCUCACACAGGAAACGUUCACACUGACCUCCAGCGUAAACUGGCUUCUUUUCUCUGCAGAGGCAAUGCCACACGUGUCCUCUUUGUUUAAGCUCUCGGUACCAAGUGAACGUCUCCAUGCUGCGCGUUCUCACGCAGCCACCAUGUUUUCAAGAUGCACCUGCUGCAGUGAGCUCCCUCGGCCACCAGAUGGAGGCAUGUUAUAAGAAAUUAGUAGUUUGUAUUGUUU
This is a messenger RNA of Archocentrus centrarchus (flier cichlid), 1420 nucleotides long. It is a transcript of the gene mrps9, whose product is annotated as mitochondrial ribosomal protein S9. The transcript has 11 exons. Gene Ontology annotation, cellular component: ribosome; mitochondrial small ribosomal subunit. Lineage: Eukaryota; Metazoa; Chordata; Actinopteri; Cichliformes; Cichlidae. Gene Ontology annotation, molecular function: RNA binding; structural constituent of ribosome. The record is from RefSeq and is a predicted model, not a curated record. Bases 10 to 1170 code for a protein of 386 amino acids. Gene Ontology annotation, biological process: translation.